This is a messenger RNA of Diatraea saccharalis (sugarcane borer), 1737 nucleotides long. NCBI's taxonomy places the organism in Eukaryota, Metazoa, Arthropoda, Insecta, Lepidoptera, Crambidae. The record is from the annotation of a GenBank genome assembly.
AUGGCAGACGACUGUCAGUCGAUUAUUAUAAACAUACCGAAGUUGAGAGUGUGUUUAAAAACAUCAAAAGAACUUUUGAAAACUUCUACCGUGCCGAGUAUUCUAAAACGAAUCAAUCAGAAGCGUCUUAAGAAAUCUUCCAAGACAUUGUCUCAAAAGUAUUUCUCAAUGGAACACAAACCGACGCCAGUGAAUAGCUUACGAAGAGGCGAAAUACUUUUAUCAUACAUAAUGUACACAAAAAAACAAAAACAGAUUAACAAGAAAUAUAAACUCAGAAUUCCUAUUAAUGAAAAGUAUAAAACUGUCCAGACUAAUCUGCAACAGCGAUUGUUCAUAGAAGAUCCACCAAAUGAGGUUUAUACAGCGAUUGAUAUAGAUGAAAAAUUUUUCAACUAUGUUAGUGGACGCCAUUUAAAAACACGUAUCCCGAUAUUUAAAUCACUAAAAACAGCAAUAGCUGAUAUAUUAAGGAUAAAAGCAGAGAUAGGUUAUAGGAAUGAUGCCAUCCUAAAUAUAGAUAUCAAUCACAGAAAUGAGAUGAUAAUGUAUGAAGAGAGUGUCAAGAAAUGUAUGAGACAAGCUAAAUAUUUUGAUUCUUUUAUUUAUGAAGAUUAUAUUAAAUCCAAGUCUUUUCUAGAUAAAUGGGACAAACUAAAAAAUCUACUGCAACUUAAAGAGGCAGAGUUACAAAGUUUUGCAAGUGAACAAUUCACAAUUAUUUCCAGGUUAAUGGGAUUGGAUUAUCUUUAUCGUGUUCAACAAAAAUAUGGGAGAUUUUUAUACUAUUUGUCACCUCCAACCUGGCGUUCACAAAACAGAGAAUUUGCGCGAUCGGUGGAGAUUGAAGCUAAAGGUUUCGAUUUGGGUAAUUCUAAUGAAGACGAAACUUUUAAAGUCAUUUUUGAGCAGAUGCAAAACCAAAGUUUAAAUCCGGUUCAUCCAGUUCUUUAUUUUUCUGAGCUUCAUGAUCUAAUGGAUAUUUUUGACGGGAUUGAAAAACAUUUGCUACAUCACUUUGACUACUUAACGCAUCUAACUCCACAAAGGAAUAUCCACAGAGAGGGAAUAAAAUACUUAAAAAACUCUAUCACUCAAGAGAGCACUUUUGUUUCUAACACAGUAAGAAGAUUUGAAAAGUAUUUAGAGUUUGAAAAUGAAAGGUGUGAACAAAUGAAACAAAAGUUUUUUUCAAUAAUUAAUGGAUUAUUUUAUAAUAGUGUUGGUGCUCCAGAUGUGCUAAGACUUUUUGUUCAUUUAGAGUUCUGUUAUGAAAGAGUACAUUCAGAGAGACCAAUGAAUAUGGAUAUUAUAUCCAUGGCGAAAUCUUUAGAGGGUAUGUAUAUGGACUACUGUUAUAGAUUGGACUACGUACACAAUGAUGCUGUAAAAUCUGCUGUUACCAAAGCUUUAAACGAAGAGCAUCAAAAAUUAAAAACGGCCAAAAAUGCAUCUCGCGAGCUACGGUUAUUUAACAGGUUGGAGAAACGACUACAAAAAUCUCAUGAAGUUAUAAUAGAUAAAUUUUGUAGGCCUAUCAUACCACCCAUUUCUUUGAAAAUAAGACCAAAUAAAAUUGAACAUCAGAAACCUGAAAGCAUUGUAGUCAAAGUAGAAAAACCUUUGACUGAUUCUGAAUUAGAGUAUUUGAAAUUAUUCACAGAUUGGGUAGAAGGUGAAAAUCCAGACAUGUAUCUUCACAGGAAUGAUGAAGACGAGGAUAGUAAACUAUUAUAG